AAAUUCAAAGAAAAAAAUCUCAGUAUGAGACAAUGAUAUAAGUAUAUAAAUGUGCAGGUACCUAACAACCAUUAGGUAAGCCAUGAACUUCAAAGAGAAUUCUCCUUAAGCCACUUUUACUUCAAUAUCACAUAUUAAAUUCCAUGGUUAUGUUAUAGCAUUGAGCUGAAAUUACUCCAAUCUUAUUCAAAUAAGGUUGCUAAUUCCAGCAGAAUAUUAUCAUAAUUUGAGAAUAUCAAAGGCACAUAUUCAAAGAAUGAGGCUUAAUAUAUCAGUUCUAUGUGUCAUUGUGCUAUUUUCUUAUGCAGCUGCGUAUGAUCCUUUGGAUCCCAACGGAAACAUAACGAUCAAAUGGGAUGUUGUGUCUUGGACAGCAGAUGGCUAUGUGGCAGCGGUAACAAUGAGCAAUUUCCAAAUGUACCGACACAUAAUGAAUCCAGGAUGGACAUUAGGAUGGUCAUGGGCUAAGAAAGAAGUAAUAUGGUCAAUGGUAGGAUCUCAAACAACUGAACAAGGAGAUUGCUCUAAAUUCAAAGGCAAUGUACCUCAUUGCUGCAAGAAAACUCCUACAGUUGUAGACUUUCUACCUGGUGUACCGUACAAUCAACAAUUCUCAAACUGUUGUAAAGGUGGAGUUGUAGCAGCAUGGGGACAAGAUCCUUCAUCAGCUGUUUCAGCUUUCCAAAUUAGUGUUGGACAAGCUGGUACUUCAAACAAGACAGUGAAACUUCCUAAGAACUUUACUCUUUUGGCUCCUGGUCCUGGUUAUACUUGUGGUCCGGCUAAGAUUGUUCCUUCCACCACUUUCCUCACCCCAGAUAAGCGCCGCAAGACUCAAGCGCUUAUGACAUGGAAUGUUACAUGUACAUACUCACAAUUUCUUGCAAGAAAGAAUCCAAGUUGCUGUGUAUCUUUGUCAUCCUUCUAUAAUGAGACUAUCACCCCUUGUCCUUCUUGUGCCUGUGGCUGCCAGAACAACAAGAAGAAUUGUGUCAAGGGUAAUUCCAAAUUUCUGGACAUGGUAGGGUUACAUACUCCAAAGAGGGACAAUGAACCAUUGCUUCAGUGUACUCAUCAUAUGUGCCCUAUUAGGGUACACUGGCAUGUGAAGACCAACUAUAAGGACUAUUGGAGAGUUAAGCUAGCAGUGACAAAUUUCAAUUACAGAUUGAACUAUUCUCUUUGGACUCUUGCUGUACAGCAUCCAAAUCUUAACAAUGUCACCCAAGUUUUCAGCUUUGAUUACAAACCUUUGCUUCCCUACCAAUCCAUAAAUGACACUGGCAUGUUUUAUGGUAUGAAAUACUUCAAUGAUCUCUUAAUGGAAGCUGGACCAAGUGGAAAUGUACAAUCAGAAGUGCUUCUUCAAAAGAACAAGGAAACGUUCACAUUCAAUCAAGGAUGGGCGUUUCCUAGAAGAGUCUACUUCAAUGGUGAAGAAUGCAUGAUGCCUUCACCUGAUUCCUACCCUUACCUCCCUAAUUCUUCUCCUAAGAAUGUCCUCAACUUCCAAACAUUCAUUAUCUCAUUUCUUCUCUUCUUAGCUCUUUGGUGUAUUGGUACAUAAACAAGUUUGGAUUAUCAUGUUGAAAUUUUGAAGCCAGGUAUUGUUCCUUGAAAAAUGUUAUAACUGGUAUGAAGACUCUAAUGAAUGUGUUGUGUGAUUCAUGAGCACUAGCAACAGAAUGAUGAGUAUAACUCUCAGCCAAGAUUUUUGUCUCAAUGUAAAUAGUUGUGUUACAAUGCUAUUAUAUCUCUCUUAUACAAUGUCAUGUUUGAAUAAA
Trifolium pratense (red clover) is the source of this 1784-nucleotide messenger RNA. Its product is annotated as COBRA-like protein 4. Gene Ontology annotation, biological process: plant-type cell wall cellulose biosynthetic process; cellulose microfibril organization. The record is from RefSeq and is a predicted model, not a curated record. Gene Ontology annotation, cellular component: plasma membrane. The transcript has 6 exons. Bases 257 to 1567 code for a protein of 436 amino acids. Lineage: Eukaryota; Viridiplantae; Streptophyta; Magnoliopsida; Fabales; Fabaceae.